CUACAACCGACUGCAGUCCACAGCACAGGGAGGGAGAGGUACUCACUGCCAUUCACUACUCACUCUCUGUUUUAUUAUUAGCUCACUUGGAUCUGGCAGCAGCAGGGACUCUUACAUUGCGCACAUACUGGGAUCUCAGGUAAAGGUGUGGGGGCUACAGCAGGUUUUGGGCUCGAUGGAAGCUGCUGUUUUUGGUCAGGUAGGACUUAAUUGAUGGCCCUUUAAUUUUAAAAACCCACACCGUCGUAACGCCGCGCGCUGAAAGCACUUGCUCCAUUUUUUUCGCGCACCGAUGUUCAAGACGGCCAAUUACCCGACCGUGGAUCCCGCGCCCACCAUCAUGCACGGCACCUGGUUUUCCACGGGCUGUCGAGAACACACGGUCGUGGCGGUGGAGAAACCCAAGAAAAAGGCGUUCAGCCUGGUUAAAAUCAUGUCUCUGAGCAACAAGAAAGGGCACGGCCAGCAUCCGCACCACAACAACAACAUACCCUUUACGAUCCACUGUCACAUCGGGAAAGAGAUAAAGCACAUUUGCAGCAAUUGCAGCCGCGGGAACGAGACACAGGAUGCUGAGGAAGUAGAAAGGCUGGCCGCCAUGCGUUCUGAGUCUUUGGUCUCUGGCACCCACACUCCACCCAUCCGUCGUCGGAGCAAGUUUGCCACUCUGGGACGCCUCCUCAAACCCUGGAAAUGGAGGAAGAAGAAGAGUGAGAAGUUCAAGCAGACCUCUGCUGCUUUGGAGAGGAAGAUGUCUAUGCGGCAGAGCAGAGAUGAGCUGAUCAAGAGAGGAGUGCUGAAAGAGAUCUUUGAAAAAGCAACCGUUGAGUUCCGAUCCUCGAUGGAUGGCGGGGUCUGCACUCAGGAGCCCCCUCUUAAAUCGUCUAUGGUCCUACCCUCCAAGAAAACUGUCACCUACUCGAGUGACCUUCAGGAUAAUCAUACAAAGCCCCCGCUGUACCACAAACAGCCACCUGCACUCCCUCCAAAGCCUUUCUCCAGGAUCCCAAACCAUAUCACAGACUCGUGCCAGCCAAUGAAGUUGCCCUGUAUGCCCGGAGGGAAGCACUCUCCACCUCUACCCCCUAAGAAAGUGAUGAUUUGUGUGCCUCAAGGGGGGCUGGACUCUUCCUCGCCCUCACCAUCCCCAAACCCUAUGAGCGUUUUAUCCCAAAAGUGCAUCUCAUCCCACCAUCACGGCACCUUACUGCCCUCUCAGCUUGCUGGUCUUCACCAGAGCCACGGUCACCCCCUCCAGUUACAGUACGGUAGCCUGCACGCGCCCAGCCGUAUCAUCGAGGAGCUCAAUAAAACCUUGGCGCUCUCCAUGCAGAGGUUUGAAAGCUCUGCAUUACACGGGGUUGGUCAGUGUCUUCCACUGGACCGAAGAGAAGUGCCGUCUGUGAUCAUCGACUAUGAGGACGACAAGGAGAACAUGCCCGACGAGUCAGACUACGAAGAUCUGCCAAGCAUGUACAAGGACGAGGACGACGACGUGGAUGACGACGAGGAUGACGAUGAAGAUGAUGACUCAAUAUUCACAAGUACCUUAGCUCAGAAGGUGCUGAGGAAAGACUCUUUGGCCAUCAAGCUGAGUAACCGUCCAUCCAAAAGAGAGCUGGAGGAGAAAAACAUCCUGCCCAUGCAGACCGAUGAGGAGAGACUUGAGUCAAGGCAGCAGAUAGGCACCAAACUCACAAGGCGCUUGAGUCAGAGACCAACAGCGGAGGAGCUGGAACAGAGGAACAUACUCAAACCUCGUAACGAGCAAGAGGAGAUGGAGGAGAAGAGGGAGAUAAAACGAAGGCUAACACGAAAGCUGAGCCAGAGGCCCACUGUAGAGGAGCUGAGACAGGCCAAAAUUCUCAUCCGUUUCAGUGACUACGUGGAAGUAUCAGACGCCCAGGACUACGACAGGAGGGCAGAUAAGCCCUGGACCCGGCUCACGGCAGCUGACAAGGCAGCCAUACGAAAGGAACUCAACGAUUUCAAGAGCAAUGAGAUGGAAGUGCACGAGUCAAGUCGCCAUUUAACCAGGUUUCACAGACCAUAGUAGACCAUCACUGUCUUGAGCAGUCCCGGAUCAGUCCCACUGCUCCUCCACUGAGAACCUUAAGUGCUGGACAGUAAAAUGGUGCCCGUUUCUACAAUAAGGCCAUGUCUUCUGAAAUGCCUUUUUCAAGACCCAAAACAACUGAGUCGGUACUACGCUCCCAAGAUGCAGACACCCACUACUCCAUCCACUGUAGUAGCACAUACUGACUCUGGUUGAUUCCCAUCGCCCUCCUUUGGAAUUAGCUCGACUGUCUCUUCAACCUCUCUGCUGAGCUCUCAGGAAGGCGCUCAGUUCAGUGGCGAUCAGACAGCGGGAGGUUUUGCUUUGCUUUGCAAUUGACCGACACUUUCAACAUCUACUGAGAAAAGCUGCACCUUGGCUCAUCAACAACACCAGUGGACAUGUCUCAGUGGACAUAUUUUUAAUCCCUCUUCCUUAUAAUGCUGUCACUUUGGACUCCUCUUGCCCAAAUCUGCACUUGGAUGCAGCGCUGACUGUUCUUAGCUCACUGAUAACAGCAGAGGAUCAAUCUUUACUGCACCUGCUGGGACUUAAGAAACAGCGGAAAACAGAGGGUGUCUAACAUUAGACUCGUGCAAUAUUUUUUCCUCUGCUUCUCCUAGGCUAUAGCACCCCCUAGAGUCCCCCUGUGUCAUUACUAUGUAGUCCUGACCUCUCUUCCUCCCUCAUAUGUGCAAUUCUCACUGUACCGACAAUGUUGACAUCUAAAUGCUUAACUGUGAAUUUGAGAGUUUUUAGCUCUUUCCAAAUGUACAUUUUGUUUAUAGUGAGGAAGGAGAGUUAUGUUCAAAGUAGAAUCAUGCUUGACCAAGUCACAAUCUUAUAAAUUUUAAUGUAAAAAUUGCAGCUGGCAGAGAUAUUCUGGUUCCAGUGUGCGCAACUAUGAUCGUUUUUUUAUGAUUUAGUCAGUUUUUCAUUGUUUUUGAUAGAGGCACUUGCAUCAUUGAUUAUUACUUUAAUGAUUUUACAUGUUUGAGCUCUUUGGAUUGAGAUUUUUUUUUUUAAAGAACAAAAUACCAAGAGCUGGCUCACCACGUUAUCUUGUACUUUUUUUGUGUGUGUUUGCAGCGCUGUGUUAAUGAUCUUUGCAUUGUAUUAUACUUUCCUUUUAUACUCAUGACAUUAUACGCUUUUAAACAAGCAAUAUCUGUUGUUUGUAGAGCAAAUGUUAAACUACAGGUGUACCCUCCACCAUUUUUUACUGUGCUUAUACACUAUGCCUCACUUCAGGGUUUUAAUUUACUUUUAAGGCUUUUUACAAGAGGACUUUUUCUGCAUUUUAUUGACUGAGCCACCAAAAAUUCUUCCUCUUUAACAGCUUACGGACUCAUUCCAAAACAUUUGAUUCAAUCUCUAAUCUCCGAUUGAACAUGACGAUGAAUUCUGACAUGAGUACAGUUUCGGGUGUAUUCACUCAAGUCAGGGUUUUUAGAUUUUUAUUGCUAAAGAUUCUUUGCACUGUUAAGAGUUUGGCUUUACAGUGGUUGCUGUUUUCAAGGUCAGGGCCCAAAUAUGUAAAAUAUUGUUGGAUUUCUGAACUGUGACCACUUUGUUUCUUCACUUCAACAAGUCUUGUCACUUGAUCACUGAUCCUACACCAGUAUUGAAUGCUCAUAAGCUUUAUGUAUUACUUUUAAAGUUGCAAUAUGAAAUUCUUGUUUGACAGACAAAAGCAGUAGAGGUAAAAGGCUGUUGGCCACCUACUCUCACACAGUUGUCUGCUAACAUGGUGUCCUUUAAUUUCAAAGUCUCUAUCAGUGAUGGUUGAGUGACUCUUUAAAACCCGGGAACAUAGAAGAACACCUUAAUUGCACUUUAUGAUUUUUAGGUUUCUUUCAAAUGGAAGCAGUUUCCCCCUUAAAAUCAGUAGUUCAUGUCACACUAGUGCAACUUUUUUUAUUGGGUCAUCCUUUACAGGAGACUUUAAAAUAUAUGAGGUGUCUUUUUGUGUAAGAACCAGCUUCUGUAUGAUUCCAGCAUACGUCAUUAAUUUACACGUCCCAUCCAUAGGUCCAGUACAAUAGAAAAUAACAGGAUUAAAUUAGGACAAAUCUGCUCCAGUUGUAAUUUCAACUCCAAGAAACAAACCUGAGCCACUGGGCUGAGCAUGAAGUUUCCCAUUUCGCUGGAAUCAAGGAACAUGAAUUCAGCAAUAAUUGUUUUUCCUUUUUACAUGUUGGUGAAGCAGCUGAAUGAAAUUGAAAGUGUUCCCUUUUUUUCAUUUUUGAAAUACAGAAUACUGUGUACAGGAUACAUCAUGCCAAUUAAAUUCCAUUUCUGAAUGCAUUUGAA
Messenger RNA from Notolabrus celidotus (New Zealand spotty), 4369 nucleotides. Its product is annotated as phosphatase and actin regulator 1-like. Gene Ontology annotation, biological process: cell motility; stress fiber assembly. Bases 293 to 2053 code for a protein of 586 amino acids. Gene Ontology annotation, molecular function: actin binding. The transcript is spliced from 12 exons. The record is from RefSeq and is a predicted model, not a curated record. NCBI's taxonomy places the organism in Eukaryota, Metazoa, Chordata, Actinopteri, Labriformes, Labridae.